AUGAGGGUGAAUAUCGUCUUCCUCGCAGCCCUGUUCGCCACCAGAACCGUCUCGCAAAUCGUUGGCCUGCCUGCCUGUUCCCAGAGUUGUAUCGGUGGGUUCGCCGGCUGUCAGAACGGCGAUGUCAAUUGCAUCUGCAGCAACAAGCCCUUGAUCGACGACUUGGCGUGUUGUGUGAGCAAACGAUGCAACACCGCCGACCAGGCUGCUGUGAUCGCAUUUGCCAAACUCAUCUGCAAAGGCUCAAAAGUCACCGAUCUCCCACAGACAGCUACUUGUGCUGCCGAUGCUGGACGUGCUAGCAACGCUACAUUAUCGACAACAAGCACGUCUGCUCCAGCUGCAACGAGUGCGUCGGUUGUUGCAACGACCAGCGCAGCCUCACCCGCGCAGACGGGUGCAGCUCCGUUGUACGCUGGCGAGCGAGUGCAUUCUUCGUAG
Molecule: messenger RNA, 441 nt
Organism: Dissoconium aciculare CBS 342.82
Lineage: Eukaryota; Fungi; Ascomycota; Dothideomycetes; Mycosphaerellales; Dissoconiaceae
Exons: 3
Coding region: 1-441 (146 amino acids)
Source: RefSeq, a predicted model, not a curated record